This is a messenger RNA of Elaeis guineensis (African oil palm), 2870 nucleotides long. RefSeq names its product AUGMIN subunit 5. The record is from RefSeq and is a predicted model, not a curated record. Lineage: Eukaryota; Viridiplantae; Streptophyta; Magnoliopsida; Arecales; Arecaceae. Gene Ontology annotation, biological process: spindle assembly. Gene Ontology annotation, cellular component: spindle microtubule; HAUS complex.
CCGCUCGUCUGCUUCGAAAACUCUCACCAGAAGCCCUCGCUCCUCGCUCCUCUUCAGACCAAAAUCUCGUCCCAGCCUUUAAGAAUUUUGCAGUGCUAGGGUUUCCCAUAGUGCUGUUGUAAGCUUCUCUCGUCGGAUCUGGAUUGCCGGCUGGUCCUGAAACCUUCCUCUCCGAUCGACGGCGGACGAGAUCCGGCGGAGCUUAGGGCUUCCAAGGCGGCGAUCCGGCCGGCCGGAGGAAUGCAGGGCCCUGGGGGCUCCACGCCGCGGCCGGAGGCGAUCCUGGAGUGGCUGCAGAAGGAGAUGGGGUACCCUUCGCCGCCGCCCUCUGCCGACCAGCUCCGCAAGAUCUGCCGGGGGAACAUGGUGCCGGUGUGGAGCUUCCUCCUCCAGCGGGUCCGAUCGGAGCGGACGGUGGCGACGGCGCGGAGGAACAUUAUGGUGCACGGGGUUCCGCCGGCGGUGGAUGGGGGGAGGGGGAGGAGGAGGGAGAGGGAGAAGGGAAAAUUUGAGGAAGGCUCGUCUUUGGAGUCCAGGGAGACCGCUCUGAGGGAGAGGGAUCUGGCCGAGGAGGAGGCCGAGAGGCUGAGGAACGUGGUGAGGAGGCAGCGGAAGGAGCUGAGGGCUCGGAUGGUUGAAGUUGCCAGGGAGGAGUCGGAGAGGAAGAGAAUGCUUGACGAGAGAUCUAAUGCCAGGCACAAGCAGGUGAUGUUGGAGGCAUAUGAUCAGCAAUGUGAUGAAGCAACUAAGAUAUUUGCCGAGUACCAAAGACGUCUUCAUCAUUAUGUAAAUCAAGCAAGAGAUGUACGGAGGCUGACUACAGGUAGUGCUGUUGAUGCAGUUGACGAUCCCCAUGCACAUGGUGAGAAAGAGGCAGUUUACUCCACCGUCAAGGGCAAUAGAUCAUCAGAUGACAUCAUUCUCAUAGAGACUUCAAGAGAGAGAAAUAUUCGGAAAGCAUGUGAAACUCUUGCUGCUCAUAUGAUCGAAAGAAUUCGUAGUACUUUUCCAGCAUAUGAAGGGAGUGGUAUUAGCUUGAAUGCCCAGUUAGAUGCUGCCAAACUAGGCCUUGAUUUAGAUGGUGAAGUACCUGAAGAUAUUAAAACAGUAGCACUAGAUGCACUGAAAAAUCCUUAUCUUCUACUUCAGUCAAUAACUACAUAUACUUCAAGGGUUAAUAUGCUUAUUCAUAGAGAAACCGAAAAGAUCGAUAUCAGAGCUGAUGCAGAACUCUUGAGAUACAAAUAUGAAAAUGAUAGAGUGACCGAUGCUGCUUCACCUGAUGCAAGCUCACCCUUACCAUAUCAAGUGUAUGGCAAUGGAAAGAUUGGAACAGACCUAAGCACAAAGGGAACUUAUAACCAGCUUCUUGAAAGACAGAAAGCACAUGUGCAGCAAUUUGUGGCCACUGAAGAUGCAUUAAACAAGGCUGCAGAAGCCAAAGCCUUGUGUCAAAAGCUUUUAAAACGCCUCCAUGGCAGCAAUGAUACUGUUUCCUCACAGAUUCUUCCUGCUGGAGGCACCUCACAGAACCUAGGCAAUAUCAGGCAUUUGGAGUUAGAAGUCUGGACCAGGGAAAGAGAUGUUGCUGGAUUGAGGGCAAGCUUGAGUACACUGACAUCCGAGGUGCAACGCUUGAAUAAGUUGUGCACGGAGUGGAAAGAAGCAGAAGAUUCCCUGAAGAAAAAAUGGAAAAAAAUUGAAGAGUUUGAUGCUCGUAGAUCAGAAGUGGAGUCUAUUUAUACUGCUCUUCUUAGGGCCAAUAUGGAUGCAUCGGCAUUUUGGGACCAACAACCAUUAGCAGCACGAGAACAUGCAGCAAGGACAAUCAUUCCAGCAUGCACGGCUGUGGUGAACAUUUCAAAUAGUGCAAAGGAUCUCAUAGAAAAAGAAGUAUCUGCCUUCUAUCAAAGCCUGGACAAUAGUUUAUACAUGAUGCCAGCAACUGCACAGGGUCUUUUGGAGUUCAUGGGUGCUAAUGGUGCUACAGGACCAGAUGCACUUUCAGCUGCAGAAAAGCAUGCUGCUAUAUUGACAGCGAGAGCUGGUGCUGGAGAUCCAUCAGCAAUUCCAUCUAUAUGUCGCAUUAUUGCUGCUCUUCAGUAUCAUCCUGGUGCAGAAAGUUCAGAUGCUGGCCUGGCAUCAGUUCUAGAGUCUCUGGAAUUCUGUUUAAAGCUUCGGGGCUCAGAGGCUAGUGUAUUGGAGGAUUUAUCAAGGGCAAUCAACCUAGUUCAUACUCGACGAAACCUUGUUGAGAAUAAUCGUGUUUUACUAAACCAUGCACAUCGUGUACAACAAGAAUAUGAGAGGAUGGCCAAUUAUUGUCUGAAGUUGUCUGGUGAGCAAGAGAAAGUCGUUACAGAAAGAUGGUUGCCAGAACUUAGGAAUGCAGUCCUGGAUGCUCAAAGAUGCUUGACAGAUUGCCAACGUGUUAGGGGCCUGGUCGAUGAGUGGUGGGAGCAACCAGCAGCAACUGCCGUGGACUGGGUUACAGUUGAUGGGCAAACGGUGGGUGCUUGGCUGAACCUUGUCAAACAACUUCAGAUGGCAUUUUAUGACAAGGAGCUUUUGUGAAUGUUUCAUUUUCGUACUUUAGCCAAUUCCACUGGCUUGGGUUAAUUGUGGUGAGUGUAGUCUGCUGAAAUUACCCUCAAGGGUUUUGCAGUUGUUCAUCCUCAGUAGAUUCUGUUAUUUCUAGUGAAGAUUUCAUCAUGUCAUUCUUCUGCGCUACUGAUCACUUCAACUCAUCAUUAGAUCCUCUGUAUAGUAAACACUUGGCUGGUUGAUGGAGGGGUUGGAUCGACUGUACCAUUUACUGCUUGAUUUUUUUUUUCUUUCUUUCUUUGGUUUUUGCAGCACACAUCUUGGGG